Molecule: messenger RNA, 2862 nt
Organism: Selaginella moellendorffii
Lineage: Eukaryota; Viridiplantae; Streptophyta; Lycopodiopsida; Selaginellales; Selaginellaceae
Product: BTB/POZ domain-containing protein FBL11
Exons: 20
Coding region: 9-2741 (910 amino acids)
Biological process (GO): SCF-dependent proteasomal ubiquitin-dependent protein catabolic process
Cellular component (GO): SCF ubiquitin ligase complex
Molecular function (GO): protein binding
Source: RefSeq, a predicted model, not a curated record
UCCUCGCGAUGGAGGACGAGGUGAUCUUGGAGCUCCGCGACAGCGAUUGCGAGGAGGGAGGAGCUGCGGUUCACGCUGCGGCGAUGGAGAGGGAGGAUUGGAUUCCGCUGCUUCUCGCGAGGAAGUGCAAGGUUUUCUUGCGUGCGUCCAGGGUCAUAUUAUCGGAGCGAUCCAGCUAUUUUCGAUCGCUCUUCAGCAAUUUCAGGGAGGCCCAUAGUGAUCACGUUGUUGUGACUUGGAAUUUGGAAGUUCUAGCCAACAUUUUGCAAGGAAUUCUAUUCGAGCGCCUCGACGUAGCUCCUUGCAGCGUCGCAGACUUGCUUGAGGGCGCCACAUUUUUUGGCUGCGAUUCUAUUAUUUCUGAGUGUCAAGUUUGGAUUGCUUCUGACAUGCUCUCGUGUUCUCGAGACAACCAAGAUGUUUUGCAGUACGUUCCUCGUCUCUGGAAAGUUGCCACUGAAACAGGAGUCCCUACUAUUGCCAGUGCUUGCGCGCGCUACCUCGCAAUCAACUUUGAAGAUGCGGGCUCUGGUGAAUUCCUCGAAAACAUUCCACUUUUACUUUUUCAAGCUGCUGUAAACCAUCCAUUUCUCACAAUAUCCAGCGAGAGAAACCUUUUCCAGGCUAUCUUACGCAGGUGUAGGUUUGAAACAAGGGAUUGCGCACUCGAGCUAAUAAGCAAGGUCAGAAUGCAUUGGGUGCCGGUGGACUUUCUAGCAGCUCAGUCGGAUAACUCAUUAUUGAACUCCCACAAUCGUGACCUUCCUUUGGAACCUCCUGAAAUAAAAUCCGCGGGCCUUCGCCUUUCUCAAUACACAAAGAUUUUAAAUCUUACUGGAUGCCAGCAAGUUACAGACGUGAUAUUGUUCGACUCGGUUCUUUGUUCCCCUAUAAAAGUUGAAGGAGAGUACAUACUUCAUUCAUUCCUGAACAGUUCUUCUCGAUAUUCAAACUCUUCUGCAGCUGGUCCGUUCCUCAAUCACCUAGUCAGCCUGUAUCCUCUUCAAGAAGAGAGGACGCAAUUUGAGCUAAUGCAACUUCCAAGCGUAUCAGAAGAAGUUAACAAACCAGAUAGAUCCGGUAUUCCACUUUUGAACAGCCUUCGAAUUUUGCUUCUCGGUAAGUGCUGGAGAGUAAGACCAGAGGAGCUAUUUCUUUGGAUAAAGACGACGUGCUCAAGCCUGCAACAGUUGAACGUGUCGCAGUGUCCUCAAUUUUCGGCUUUUUUCCUAUCGCAUUUGGCUUCGGCUUGCCCUUUUAUUGAGGUAGCGGACUUUUCUCGAGAUUUAAGCGUUAUCCACCUUGCGACCGUGAAGAAGCCUUGUACUGGAAAACUGUUGACGACUUCGUACAAGAAAGGUUCAUGGGACACUCAUCGUUAUUUAGUCGAACUUCAUCUUACGGGGCAUACUGAGCUCAAAGAUUCUGAGUUAUCUUUGAUAUCGAAAAAGUGUCCAAGUAUAUCUGCAAUCUCAUUAAGUGGAUGCAGUAAUCUCAGUGACUCGGGCAUUGCAAAGUUUUUGCAAGGCCAUCCAAAACUGCGGUUUCUCCGAGCUGCUAUCACCGCAUUUGGAUUUCAAUCUGUAUGUGCAUUACUGGCGGCUUCUGAUCAAGAAUGUAACCUGGAAGUAUUGGACCUUGCCUACUGUACAGGAUUGUCUGCUGGAGCUCUUGUUCGUCUGCUGACACGAAUAUCCAGUUUCUUAAGCCUAUCGCUUUGUUACACGAACCUCAUUGAUGAUGGCCUCUUUCUGUCUUGUGGAACCUCUCUGGAAACUUUAAAUAUACGAGGAACGCAGGUUACUGGAGCGGCUAUAUCAUACACAAUCAGAAAAAAUUUUAAACUUACAAGUCUGAACUUCAGAGACUGUAGAGGAGCAUUUUCGUAUGAAGGUUUGAAAGAGGAAAAACUGGAUCUUCGUAGGUUGAAAGCCGGGUGGGGUGUGGCACACAUACUGGCAAACGCAAAACUUCCCUUUUUACAAACACUUCACCUGGGACUCGGAGCACAGAUUACCAGCACAUUUCUUCGUGAGCUUCCCAGUCGUUGUCCACAGUUACAACAUCUUUCUCUGUCUCUCCAGGACCUUUUAGAUGACGACUUAAAUCAUGCAAUAGCGAAGUUACCAUUCUUGACUACGCUGAAACUGCGUCAUACUUUGCAGCCAUUGUCGGGAAAGUUUUUGGAAUCUUUAACUUCCAAUCUUGUCUCUCUGAAGCUUGAAGAUGUUUGCCCUUCGCUUACAAAUGCUCAACUUGCAUCAAUUGCGACUUCUUGUAAAGGUCUGCGUCAACUGUCACUGACGGCUUGCCGUUGCCUUGAUUCUGGUGCUCUGAGCAUAAUUUCUAAAGCCUGGCCUGCACUUUCUGAACUUAAGCUGGAGGAUUGUGGUGAGGCUACAAGGGAAGGUGCCGCUGUCUUACUCUGCUUGUAUGGACUCCAAUCGUUGACAUUACGUCAUAAUGGAGCUGGUCUGCCAAGGAACUUCAUAAUGGAUGCUUCGUAUCAGUUCCCACUGCUGAGAUGCUUAUCUCUGGACUCAUGUGAUACGUCAGGGCAUUUCAACACGCCUCAGGAUGGAGACUGGAGAUCCAUUUCCACAAUCAAGAUAGCUCACUGCAGACAUGUCCCUAGUGCAUUUUGCCUUGAGGGAAGGGGACGAAGAGUCCACAGGCAGACUGAGGUGAUGGAAAGAGGAGGCACCACGCUGCGUACAUUCAUAGUCAAAGAGAGGCUCUAGACAAGCGUGUAAUCCAGUUUGGAAGCCUUUUCCUUUCUCCCAGUAGUCAGCCAGGGAAUGAAUUCCAAGGUCGGGUCCUUUCAUAUCAGCUCGCUUCUUCUUCUUCGCAGCAAACGAGACG